Molecule: messenger RNA, 2978 nt
Organism: Solea senegalensis (Senegalese sole)
Lineage: Eukaryota; Metazoa; Chordata; Actinopteri; Pleuronectiformes; Soleidae
Product: taste receptor type 1 member 3
Exons: 8
Coding region: 1-2562 (853 amino acids)
Biological process (GO): G protein-coupled receptor signaling pathway; sensory perception of umami taste; sensory perception of sweet taste
Cellular component (GO): membrane
Molecular function (GO): G protein-coupled receptor activity
Source: RefSeq, a predicted model, not a curated record
AUGGUAUCACCUUUCAUUCUGCUGGUUCUGUGCUGGCAGUUCAGACUCGGCUGCUGUGUGGACGGUUCGCCCGAAUGGUUCAACAACAUUUCGACCAAUCUCUUCAGUUUGCCUGGGGAUAUUAUGCUCGGAGGGCUUUUCUCCAUCAAUUACCUCUCCAGCGACCUCAGCCAGAGGACGAGGCCUAACAACAUCAGCUGUGAAAAGGUGAAUGAAUUUGGACUGGGCCUCUCUAUUGUGAUGAAAUAUGCAGUGGACGAGAUCAACGCAAACCAAAUUGUGCUCCCCGGUAUCAAACUGGGUUACGAAACCUACGACACAUGCAGACAAGCGGCCGUCAUUGUGAGGCCAACGCUCUCCUUCCUCACUGCCAAAUCUACCAAAGCACUGUCUGUGGAGUGUAAUUACACCAACUAUGAGCCCAGGAUAUCGGCUGUGAUCGGUCCUUACAGCUCCGAACUGGUGUCCGUCAUUGGAAAGGUCCUGGGAUUCUUCCUCAUGCCUCAGAUUAGCUACGGUGCAACCAGCGACAAAUUCAGCGACAAUCUUCUCUACCCGUCCUUCUUCCGUACGGUGCCCACUGACAAGUGGCAGGUGGAGGUCAUGGCACUCUUGCUGCAUGAGUUUGCCUGGAACUGGGUAGCAGUGGUGGGAAGUGAUGAGGAGUACGGACAACGAGGUGUGGAGCAAUUCUCCAAGUUGGCGGAGGUUAUGUCUAUAUGUGUGGCCUAUCAGGCUCUGAUUCCAGUGUACACUAACCCCGAACCAGCAAUCAGAACCAUCGUCAGUAAUAUCAUAGCAACAAAUGUGCAUGUGGUCGUGGUCUUUUCUGUCGCUUCGUCCGCUGAGAUCUUUUUUAGCGAGGUUAUCAGGAGGAACAUGACAGCAGUAUGGAUCGCCAGCACAAGUUGGUCCGUCCAUUACAGACUGACGACUCUUCCCAACAUUCAGUCAGUUGGCACAGUCAUUGGAUUCACUGACAGGACACAGAACCUGGACCUGCUCCCCGUCUACACGCAUAAGCUUUUUGCCAAAAUGAGCGAGGAGAGGCAAUCGAUGUCUGGUCCGGUACCGACUGCCGACCCCAGCAACCCCUGCCCACAGUGUUGGUACUUAUCACCUGCUAAUAUUACCUUGGUGACAGAUCCUGCAGUGCAGCGUACAGCUUUUGGUGUGUAUGCCGCCAUCUACAGUGUCGCAGAGGCACUGCAUAAUCUUCUGGACUGCAAUUCAACUACCUGUAAAUGGGGAAUGAAAACCAAAAUCUACCCAUGGGAGCUGCUGAGGGUUUUGAGGAAUACGUCGGUGAACGUCAACGGCACUCAUUUAGUGUUUGAUAGCAAUGGCAACCCAAACAUAGGAUACAACGUGAUUCAGUGGAAAUGGGGUGCAUCCGGUUUAGAUUUUAUGCACGUUGGAACCUUUUACGAAAGUCUGUCUAUCAACAAGUCGCUCUUCAGGUGGCACACAAAAGACUCCAAGGUUCCUGAGUCCAGGUGUUCAGCAGACUGUGAUAAAGGGCAAAUCCGCAGAGUCAAAGGCUUCCACUCCUGCUGUUAUGAUUGUAUCGACUGUCUGCCCGGCACUUAUCAGGCAGAUGAGGACGACAUCCAAUGCACUCUGUGCCCUGAAGGUCAGUGGUCCCUGAUCCGCAGCACUAGUUGCACUCAACCCACCUUUGUCGUUUUGUCCUGGGACACACCUGAAGCUCUGGCCAUGAUACUGGCCGGGGUGCUGCUGCUGCUGUGUCAGGUGUCUGUCGGGGCCGUGUUCCUGAAGCACUGGCAGACCCCGAUGGUCAUGGCUUCAGGUGGGACUCAGAGUUUGGUGGCUCUCCUCAGCCUGAUCGGAGGCUGCCUCAGCCUGCUGCUUUUUCUGGGACAACUGGGGGACACAAAGUGUCGUCUUCAGCUGCCCCUCACCUGCUUUUUCCAAACGGUCGCAUUCGCCAUUGUCGCGUCCAUUUCACUGCAGAUAUUCUACGUGACUGAGUUUCCAGACAGAGCGGCCUCUCAGCUCCACAUCAUCAGAGGCUAUGGGAGCUGGCUGUUUGUGCUCGUGUGCUGUGUCGUACAAGCCGGUCUCUGCAGCUGGUUUGGUCACGAGUCGCCGUCGCUGUCCGAACACAUGGCUAAUAUGAAAAUAACGUUUGUGAGUGACUUUCUGGCAUGUCCGGUGACACCUUUGAUUGGAUUUGCCUUAAUGCAAGGUUUCAAUGCUUUACUGGCCCUGGUGUCAUUCAUGGCCACGUUCAUGGCCGUGAAGCCUCUUCAUCAGUAUAACCUGGCCAGAGACAUCACCUUUUCCUGCCUGAUCUACUGUGUGAUUUGGGUGACCUUUAUUCCAGUUUACAUAGGCUUAAGUGACAAGGGCAGAACCAUUGUUCAUGUUUCGUUCGACCUGGGAAGCAACUUGGGAGUGGUGGUCGCCUACUAUGUCCCAAAAUGCUACUUGCUGUUGAGGAAACCAGACUUAAAUAAACCAGAGCAAUUCUGUACCUUUCUAGAGGCUGUUCCACCGAGACCAGCUGAGGAGGAGCCGCAGACACAGCCUGGGAAAUAAACCUCUGAAAGAUUACACAGCACAAUUCUUAUUUUAAAAAGAAUACAAGAAUCACACCUUUCAUAAAACGAUUAUUUCUAUGGUUUGUAUGUGAGUGAUGAAGUAUACUGCUUUAUUCCUAUAUUGAUGAACCUUUCAACCACGAAUAUUUAAGUCACAUAAACUGCAUGUAAAAAGCAUCUCAUUGCAAUUUCAUUCAACUAGAUAUUAAAUAAUACUUGUUUGUCUUGUGAUAGAAAACACUUUUAGCAAAAUGUUCAUGUUGUUUACAAUUAAAUACACCCACUGAAAACAAUAAAAUAAUAAACUGGAUGUGGGAGCUAUUCUUAUGUUUAUUGUAGCAUCAAAGAUAAUGGAGAUUGAAGCGAAAUAUCAACAUAAAUGUAUCCAAAUUAUGAUUUUUAACAUUUUAACAA